AUGUCGAUGAAUGAAAACGUACCUGGUACCUUCCCGUUGAACUCUCCGAUCCCUAUGGGCGGAUUGAGCAUUGAUCCGGGCGCACUCGACCUGGGUGUCGAAAGUGCAUGGACUCGCGGUGACGAAGUCAUUGCUGGAGUCGAGCGGUCCUUGAGUCUGGGGGCUAAAACCCCGACUAGUGAUCAGCUAUCCACAGACUCGUGGUUGGGAGCUCUGGGAGCCCUGUCAAAAAUUAGUUCCCCACCCACAGGUGAUGGAGAGAGCGCGUCAUCGAUGAUGGCGAGGGAUCUGCUGCUAUGA
This is a messenger RNA of Suillus plorans, 300 nucleotides long. RefSeq lists its product as uncharacterized. The record is from RefSeq and is a predicted model, not a curated record. Lineage: Eukaryota; Fungi; Basidiomycota; Agaricomycetes; Boletales; Suillaceae. The transcript has a single exon. The coding region runs from base 1 to 300 and encodes 99 amino acids.